AUGGCCGCCUGGGUAAAGAAGGUCCCAGCACCGAGAGAGGCCAUCAUCCAUGCGAUCAGCUUCGGUCCCGACAAUCUCUUCGUCGUCGGUGAUGAUGAAGCUCUCACGGUCUACGCAGCAGCGGGCAACGGCGUCGUGCGGCGCUGGGACGACCUGUCCACGGUGCUGAGCGCCGCGCUGCUCCGGCUCGAGGACGGCGCGGUCGUCGCGGCCGGCGGCACGAUGAGAGGCGAGAUCCACUUGCGGUCGAUCGCCGGCGACGCCGCCGGCCGCGCCGCGCUCGCGUCGGGCGGCGGCGGCGUGCGCGCCCUGGCCUCCGACGGGUCGCGGCUCGUCGCCGGCGACGAGGACGGCCGGGUCCGGAUCUGGCGCGUCGACGCCGGCCUCGCACCGACGCUCGUCUUCAAGGUCGCCGCGGCGCCGCGGCCGCUCUCCGCGGCCGUCGAGGCCGUCGCGCUGCGCGGCCGGCGCCUCGCGUUGGCCUUGAGCGUCCUGGGCUCCCACGACGGCCCGCUCGUGUCGUGCUACGAGCUGCCCGAGGACGAGAGCCCCUUCGAGAUCGACCCCGAGGACAGCGACGGCGACGACGGCGACCUCGGCGACGCGCUCGCCAUCGACUACGCCGGCGAGCCGGCGGACCCCUUCGCCCCCGUGCUCGUCGCGAAGCUCGACGCGCGCGCGGACCCGGCGUCGAAGUGCGCCGACGCCUACGCCGUGGACCUCGACGGCGACCUGCUCGUCGCCGGCGGCGCCGACGGGACGCUCUCGCUGUGGCGCUGGCGCGCCGGCGCGCCGGAGCUCCUCUGGCGGGCGCGCUGCGGCACGAGCGUCAACGCCGUGUCGACGCGCGCGCGGCGCCUGCUGGCCGUCGCCGUGCCUGCCGAGGGCGACAGCGCGAUCCUCCAGCUCCGCGACGUCGGCCGCGGCGGCGCCGUCUCGGGGCCCGCGGCCCUCGCCGUGCCGCGCUGGGGCCCGACGACGACCGCGGGCGUCGCGGAGAACUGCGAGGGCUGCGGCACGUCCAUCUCCUGGACGGGCGGCUGGCAGUCGGCGUGCCCCGUCUGCGGGCCGUCGGCCGUCGUCAACGCGUGCGCGCUGUCGCCCGACGGCGCCGCGGCGCUCAACGAGGCCAUGGCCGGGUCGCCGGAGUACGAGACGGAGCCCGGCUUCGGCCCCGAGCAGAGCUGCCGGCGCUGGGUGCGGGGCCCCGGCUGCUGGGUGCGCGACGAGCCCGAGCUGCUGGAGCCGUGCAAGACCAUCCUCGAGGGCGGCACGGAGGUCCAGUGCGUCGCCGACUCGAACGACGAGUACGACGGCGUCGAGCGCGUCAAGAUCUUCAAGCCGUGCGACGGCUGGGUCGCGCGCGGCAUGAUCAGCCACGUCCGGACGCAGCGGGCGCCGCGCCCGACGAGGAAGCCGCGCAUCCUCUGCCUCCACGGGUCGCGGUCCUCGGCGAGGCUCUUCGAAAAGCAGCUGGCGCACGCGCGGGGGCUGCUGGACGCGGAGCUCUUCUUCGUCGACGGGCCGUUCCGGUCGAAGGCGGGCCCGCCGGACAGCCGCUGCAAGCCCUUCGUCGACGAGGCCGCCUGGAAGACGACGCCGAACUUCUCCUGGUGGGAGGGGGGCAAGCCCGAGGUGGCCAUGGACUGCUUCCAGCACGUCUUCGACGCGUACCACCACCACGAGUGCGACGCGCUCCUCGGCUUCUCCGGCGGCGCGGCCGUGGCCUGCCAGAUGCCCAAGUGGAUCGAGGGCGUCAAGUUCGUCGUGCUCGUCGGCGCCGUCGGCGAGAAGGCGAUCCAGUUCCUGGACAAGAACUGCCCGACGUUCCACGCGCUGGACCCGUCCGCGACGUGGGGCGCGAUGUCGCACCGCAUCUCCUUCCACUGGAAGAUCGCCACGCUCGGCAAGCACGCCGAGGGCGACAAGAUCCCCGCGGACGCCAAGGUCUACAAGAAGCUCAACGCGUUCAUGGCCGAGUUCGUCGGCGGCCACCUGCCCCACCACGAGGAGCUCUACGACCACCAGGCCGGCGACCGCAACGGCACGGUCGUCCAGCUCAACGCCGACGGCGGCUUCUCCGUCGGCGGCCGGGCGCCGUCGUCGGGCGCCGUGCUCCGCGCCGUCUAG
Aureococcus anophagefferens is the source of this 2130-nucleotide messenger RNA. RefSeq lists its product as hypothetical. The transcript has 2 exons. The coding region runs from base 1 to 2130 and encodes 709 amino acids. Gene Ontology annotation, cellular component: nucleus; cytoplasm. Gene Ontology annotation, molecular function: protein binding. Lineage: Eukaryota; Pelagophyceae; Pelagomonadales; Pelagomonadaceae. The record is from RefSeq and is a predicted model, not a curated record.